AUGAGCGGUUUAAUGUUGCUUGGACGCAACUUAUCCUUGAAAACCACAAAGAGUUCAAGUCCUUCCUCUGGCAUCCGUAUGCUGCUUUUGAUUCUAAAACGCGAUCUCGUGAUCAUACCGUCAGCUGCAACGACCAAAGAGUUACAGACGGCGUGA
Messenger RNA from Plasmopara halstedii, 156 nucleotides. RefSeq lists its product as uncharacterized. The transcript is spliced from 2 exons. Lineage: Eukaryota; Oomycota; Peronosporomycetes; Peronosporales; Peronosporaceae. Bases 1 to 156 code for a protein of 51 amino acids. The record is from RefSeq and is a predicted model, not a curated record.